CUUUCUUCUACCGAUUUUGAGUUCUUAUUAAAUUUUGCUAUCCACUAUAAAUAAUUUGGACCUUUUUAUUAUAUUUAAAAAGGCCCACUUUACAACUAUGAUUGGAAAUAACUUGUAGGUUUUAAUCAUCAAACCUAUCAAGAUCUGAUCUCAACAUUAAAGCUUAAUUAUGAAUUUGGAAAUAAAGCUUUAACUUCUCAUCAGUUUUUCCUUUUUCUUAGUCAGCAGCCAAAAUUGUUAGUUGGGCAUUAUGUGAAAAUGAGCAAAAGCAAGGGUAUUAUAGUAAUCAUGCCACUUCCUCCCUUCGCUCAUUAAAAUUACACUGAGCUUCAGCUGGCUUCCUUCAGCUCAAUCUCCCAACGUCUUUCUAAAUAACGAUGAAACCGCCACUGCAACAGGCCGUGAUUCUCUCGAUUCUCCUCUUAAUCUCCACCGUCAACGCCGCCGCCAUAGCCACCAAGCCCACUGCUACUCCAGCGGCCCCCAUUGAAGUUCCUCCAACUCCAUCUCCGACCUCCGCCCCAUCCCAAGCACGCCCAUUACUGCCACCGACAUCGCCAUCGCCUUCUUCUUCACCAUCAUCAUCUUCCAACUCUCUUGACCCGAAGCAACUUAGAGCUCUGCAAUCGCUCAGCAUCCCCACCUUCAAGGACCCCUGCAAGCAACCCUCACUUCACAACGCCACCGUUUGUGAUUCUUCCGAGCCGUUUCGCCACCUUGUUUUCCUCCGCCUGGCUAAUUGCUCCGACGAUGUCGCUUUGUCAUUCACAGCUCUUAAAUCCCUCUCCACUCUCAGAUCUCUCGAAUUUGUUGACUGCCCUAUUUCCCCCAUUCGCUUCCCUGCCGAUCUGGUUGCCUCUCUCCGAUCCUUCACUUGCACCAACAGCCUCCGUAGGCUCACCGGUGUUUGGCUUAGCCGUCUCGAGAACCUCACCGAUCUCUCCGUUUCCAAUGUCCCUGUUAACGCGUCGGGUCCUUUUGUCAUACUCGGCAAAAUGAAUAUCCUCAAGUCUGUGACUAUAUCCAAUGCGAAUCUCACGGGUUACUUUCCAAAGCAUUUGAAUCGCAAACUUACCCACAUUGAUUUUUCGGGUAAUAUGCUCAAAGGCAAGCUACCCACUUCGAUUACUCUGUUGGAGGAUCUUGAAUCUCUGAAUCUAGCUUCUAAUGCGUUCAUUGGCGAGAUACCCACUUCAAUUGGGGACCUGAUAUCGCUUCAGAACCUGUCAUUGGCAUCAAAUUCGAUUUCGGGAUCGAUCCCGGAAUCAAUUUCGGCAAUUCCUGGAUUGGUUCACCUCGAUCUCAGCUCAAAUCAGUUUAACGGAACAAUUCCGAGCUUCCUUUCAGAGAUGAAGAGCUUAAAGUAUCUGAAUCUCGAGAACAACCAGUUUCAUGGGGUAAUGCCUUUCAAUGGGUCUUUCUUGAAAAGGUUGGAAAUUUUUAGAAUAAAAGGGAAUAGCAAUCUUUGUUACAACCAUUCAAUUCUAUCAUCCAAACUGAAGCUUGGAAUAGCUCCUUGCGAUAGACAUGGGCUUCCAUUGUCGCCACCGCCAGCUAAGGAAGAUUCGUCAGCUGAUGAAAACAGCGACUACGAUGACAGCGAUGAAGAUAAUUCUAACACCCACCACAAGGAUUCUCAUAAUGGACCCAAUAAAGUCGUGCUUGGAGUCGCAAUUGGCCUUUCUUCCAUAAUUUUUCUCAUUAUUUUUCUGGUUUGUAUGUCCAAGUGCUGUCGUUAAGAGUGAAGAUCAAUUGGUUUUACUUUUAGAGUAGAAUUUUUUGGUUCUUUUUUUUUUUUUUUCUUUCUUUUUGGUUAGAAGUAAUAGUAAAGAAAUCAUGAGAGGCAUAAGCACUGUAAAUGUAGGGACAAGAUAAUUUGGUUGGCGUUUGUUCUUUUUAGUGGAUUGGUUUCAAUUAUUUGAAGGGAGGAGGAUUUUCAGUGCGGCAUGUUUUGAUGUGUUUAUUUUAGGUGUUAUCAACAUCAUUUCUUUCGCUUUUGUUUUUUCUCCUAUUAUGACUUGAUUUGCUGUAUUGUCUCAAUAAGAUUUAUGUUCAGUUUUUCAA
Benincasa hispida (wax gourd) is the source of this 2064-nucleotide messenger RNA. The record is from RefSeq and is a predicted model, not a curated record. NCBI's taxonomy places the organism in Eukaryota, Viridiplantae, Streptophyta, Magnoliopsida, Cucurbitales, Cucurbitaceae.